Molecule: messenger RNA, 714 nt
Organism: Prunus armeniaca (apricot)
Lineage: Eukaryota; Viridiplantae; Streptophyta; Magnoliopsida; Rosales; Rosaceae
Source: the annotation of a GenBank genome assembly
AUGGCGAGCAGUAACAAUGGAGGCGGAGGAGGAGGAGAAGAUCAGCCGCCAACGGAAAUCGCGGAGCUUAGCAAAACCCUAAAAGACGGAGAGAGAAUUCUGGCGCCAACCCGACGACCUGAUGGUACGCUUCGCAAACCCAUCCGUAUUCGGGCUGGGUAUGUCCCCCAAGAGGAAGUCGCCAUUUACCAAUCCAAAGGUGCUUUGUGGAAAAAGGAGAUGUCCUCUCAGACUGGACCUCCAGGUUUUGAUGAUACUUCAGUGGAUACAACCAAACCUAAGACUAAGUCUGUAAAGAGGAAUGAAAGAAAAAAGGAGAAGCGGAUACAGGCUGCUCUUGAAAAGGAGAAAACCUCGGAAAGUGGGGAAACUAAGGAAGAGGAGGCACCUGUUGAAAAUCUAGGCCAUGCAUCAGAAUCUGUCAAGUCAUUGACAUCUCAGAUGAACGAGUUAGGUGUUUCUUCUAGUCCUGCUUUAGUUACACCUCCCUCUGACUCAACAGAGGAUUCGAAUCCAGGGGGCCCAGUUCAAGAUAUUGAUAAAAAAAUUCGAGCUCUUAAAAAGAAGAUUCGACUUGCCGAAGCUCAACAACAGAAAACUCAUCAGCAAGAUAAUAAGUUAGAGCAGCUGGACAAGUUGACAAAACUGGAAGGUUGGCAUAAGGAGCUAAAGCUUCUGGAGGAUAAAAAGAAGGCUGAGUUGACUGCAUCGUGA